Populus trichocarpa (black cottonwood) is the source of this 435-nucleotide messenger RNA. Its product is annotated as casein kinase II subunit alpha-2. The coding region runs from base 1 to 435 and encodes 144 amino acids. Gene Ontology annotation, biological process: protein phosphorylation. The record is from RefSeq and is a predicted model, not a curated record. Gene Ontology annotation, molecular function: ATP binding; protein serine/threonine kinase activity. NCBI's taxonomy places the organism in Eukaryota, Viridiplantae, Streptophyta, Magnoliopsida, Malpighiales, Salicaceae. The transcript has 5 exons. Gene Ontology annotation, cellular component: nucleus; cytosol; protein kinase CK2 complex.
AUGACUGCUCUCAUAAAAAUUGGUCUACAGACAUCAACUUAUGAUCAAAGCUAUAUCAAUUGGCCUGCACUGGAUUACUGCCAUUCACAAGGCAUGGUUCAUAGAGAUGUGAAACCUCAAAAUGAGAUGAUUGAUCAUCAGGUCCAAAAACUACGCUUGAUUGACUGGGGACUCGCAGAGUUUUACCAUCCCGGAAAAGAGUACAAUGCGAGAGUAGCUUCAUGCCUGGGCUGUUUGCUUGCGACGAUGGUGAAAAUUCUGGUGGAUCUGCCUGUUCCUUGUAUUAUAUCGCGAAAGGAGUCAUUCUGUUGCGGCCGUGACAAUUAUGACGAGCUCGUCAGAAUUGUGGAGUUCUUCUGCUGGUACAGCAGAAAGCCACGGUCUCAGUUCAUCACUUCAGAAAACAGGCAUCUAGUUUCCCCAGAGGUCAUGUGA